Pyricularia pennisetigena is the source of this 561-nucleotide messenger RNA. RefSeq lists its product as uncharacterized. Lineage: Eukaryota; Fungi; Ascomycota; Sordariomycetes; Magnaporthales; Pyriculariaceae. The record is from RefSeq and is a predicted model, not a curated record. Bases 1 to 561 code for a protein of 186 amino acids. The transcript has a single exon.
AUGCCCCUGGUCACGUCACCACCACGAUCCACGCGUGUUACCGUUGUUUGGCCGGCCGGCCCUUCUGGUUUAUCCGUCGAGGGGGGUUCUACACCUGCUGCUGCUGAUCUGAAAGGACCCGCGUCGUCUCGACAUGGGUGUGAACAGAAGCCCAAAGUGUGGAUCAAGGAGGAGAGUCCCCAGGAGGAGAAUGAUUAUGAGGAUAAGGAGGAGGAGGCCCAACGCCAUGCGCCGCACGACUUUUUGGUUAAAGACGACGCAGACAGGCUGGCAAGCAAUGCAGCUCGUUUCCCACGGCCAUCAUACUACGAGGAUGGGAGGGUUUCUGGUGGGAGGAUCAGGAGGAGACGUUUGUCGUCACCACGUCCAGCACCGACCAAGUUGAGUGGAGUGGCAUCACGCCAGCCCGAGAAUUAUGAGAGUUAUGAUAUUGAUGAAGACGAAAACUCGGAACUCAUGGACGCUAUUUUGGAGGAUAUGGGCAGGUUGACCGUUACCAUGAAAAUGGACGAUACAGGACGCUGGAGGAUAUUAUGGAAGUCUAGAGAGCUCGACAUCUGA